GCGGUACAUCCGGGCAACCAGCCGCUGAGUCGGGAGACUGCUUUUGAAUGAAGCCGGAGCAAAAUGGACGGUCGUUAUUCAGGCUCAUAUGGAAAUUGGAACACAGAAUCUUCUGGUGAAGGUUAUGAUGACUACAGUUAUGGACAUGGUUCUGGAUCCAGUUAUGGCUACGGUGGUAAAUCCUGGAACUCACACAAAGGCAACCAGACUUCUGAAUCCAUUGUAGCUAAAAUUAACCAACGGUUAGAUCUCCUUUCUCGUAACGAAGGUGAUGAUCAGGAAAGGUUUGCACCUUUCGAAUCCUAUGAUUCCAGGUCUUCACUGGAUGACCGUGAUCUGUUCAGAUCUGGCUUCGAUUACAGUGAUUCUGGACCUAAUCGUAAUGAUUCCUACGGAGGUCGCUUUGACUGUUUCAACAACUCCAUCAGGAACCGCAGGGAUCAAUUCCACAACAGAGCGCGUGACAGCUCCGGCAAGCAGUGGGGUCAGAACUGGUCUAGAGACAGACCUCCAAGUUACAGACCUUUCUGGAACGACUCAUUUUCAUCAUAUUCCAGUUCUGAGCGACUAUCUGCACACUGGAAUGAACUGUCAAUAGGAUAUGGAGGCAGGGGUUAUGCUUCCCUCUCCAGGAACUUCCCUUCGCUCUUCUCCCAGCCAUCUGGCUUUGAGAUCUUCGGCAUGCAGGGAGUAGUAAAGCAAUUUGGAGGUGGCAGACUGCGAAGGAGAGAGAGGAAUCGAUUCAGAAUUAGGAGAGGUAGAGGCCAAGAGAUGGGAUUUGGAAGAAAGAGGCAGCCUUCAACUGCAAGCAAUGAUGAACCAGAUUCCAAAAUGUCAAGAACGGACCAGUCAGAUCUUUCGGAUAGUGAAGCAGAAGAAAAAGAGCAAGGUUAUGGAGAUGAUGUUGAAGAUGCUGCAGGAGGUGACACCUGUGCUAACAUUGAGGAUAAAGAUGCAACUGACACCCCCGAAAAGGAGAAAAAAGAGAGUGAUGCAGAUGCUGGUGAUGGACAAGAGGAAAGUAAUGAACUAAAAAUGAAAAUGAAACCGAGGAAGAAACAGCGGGAUCGUAUUACAGAAAGAAUAAUGUAUGCCUGCUCAGUUUGCAAGUUUCGCACCUUUGAUGAUGAAGAAAUUUUCCCUCACUUGGAAAGUAAAUUUCAUAAGGAGAACUUCAAAUUCAUUGGGACCAAGCUUUCUAAGGAAACAGCUGAGUUUUUGCAUGAGUAUGUUUUGAACAAAAAUAAGAAGACACUGAAAUUUCGUGAUGCAAUGGAAGAUAAAAGUGCAAUUAUAAAGAGGAUCCAGGAACAAAACCUCUUACAUGGUAUUAGUAUUGAAAAUUUUAUGAAGAAGGUAGAAGCUGUCCACUGUAUAGCUUGUGAAAUGUUCAUUCCAAUGCAGAACAAUGCCAUCCAGCGACACAUGAAGACAUUUGACCACAACAGGAAUAGAAAAAUGAUGCUUGAGCAGUCAAAGAGGACUAGUCUUCAAGUAGCUAAGAGUAUACUCAAUAAUCGUAACAUUGUGACCAUGUUGGAAAAGUACCUCAAGGGUGAGAAUCCCUUUACUGAAGAAGAUGCUAAAGGAAAUGAAGAUGGUAUAGAUGACCCUUUGGAAGAUGAUGCAGGUGAAAAUGUCAAAGAGAAGAAAGAUGAAAUUGCAGAAGGUGAGUGGGCAGAAAUAAAGCGAGAACCAGGGGAAGAAGGUGAUGAUGGUAAAAUUGUCAAUGCAGAUCAGACCAUUAUUGACAAGUCUGAGCAAGGAGCUGAUGCCACUCAUGAAGAAGGGAAAGCAAACUUGACAGGAGACCAAUAUAGUGAAGAAUUUCUUCCAACAGAGGAAUCUGCUGAAGUAGCCGAAGAUGAAGAUAAAAUCUUGGAAGCUGGUGAUGGAGAAAAUCCUGAUGAAGGAACUGAAAGUCCCUCAGGUGGCGGUGAUGAUACAGAAGAUUUGGAGUAAUUUGUUGUACAGAUGAAAUUGUAUUUGUGUCAUUUGUUAAUUCAGCAUAGAAUUCUCUACAAGUACUCUGUCUGAAUUAAAGCAAUGUUGUUUUAGUCACCAGAAGAUUCCUGUAUUGAUCCUGGAACAUGUAUUUGGGAUAAUUCAAUGCCAUAACUGUUCCAAAUCUGGUGUGGCCCUCUGCUUCCGAGCUUUAUCUAGCUAGUUUUAUGUGAAAUGCUGUUCUCUGUGGAAGUGGUUCAUGAGUGCAUUUGCCUUGUUGACUUCCUUUUAAUUUUCUAGAGAAGGUAACACCAAUGUCUGUGCAAAGUGACUUUACCUUGUUAGUACUUUCUUUUAAAAGGAAGUUUACAAGUGUCAUUGCAUUGAUCCCUAGAUGAAUAUCCGGGAACUGGGCGUGAAAUUUGUAGUUCCCCGUGUUUCAUUGUAUAAUGCAAUUCCAAAACUGUCUGCUCAUUCUUUCAUCUUUGGAUUGAAGAUGUUGAAGGGGAUUUCACAAAAUUAGUUAGCUCGAAGAAGCAAAAAAAUGUUGCAUGCUGAUGCUUUAGUGUUUUCAAAUCGCCUUUAAUGGUAAGCAGAAGUAGAGUCAUAUUGUGUAACCAAACUUUCUACUUUUGCUUGUCCAGCAGUUUAAGUGGAACACAGUUUAUUGGAAAUGUGACAGAAAAGUUGUUUUCAGCUGAAGUUUUUGCUUAAAAGUUGAGUACAAUUUCCAUUUGUGAGUUUUAUCUUGGAUUUUAGUGAUAUGAUCUGGGUGCAGAUGGAAAUGUACUUUUUGUUUCACUGCUAGAAAGAGGAGUAAUUGUUUCUGGAAACGAUUGUAUACAAUAAAACUAUAUUAAACGCAUUUUAUAAAAUGUUA
Messenger RNA from Rhincodon typus (whale shark), 2824 nucleotides. Its product is annotated as A-kinase anchor protein 8-like. The record is from RefSeq and is a predicted model, not a curated record. Bases 64 to 1962 code for a protein of 632 amino acids. Gene Ontology annotation, molecular function: protein kinase A regulatory subunit binding; DNA binding. Gene Ontology annotation, cellular component: nuclear matrix; nucleus. Lineage: Eukaryota; Metazoa; Chordata; Chondrichthyes; Orectolobiformes; Rhincodontidae. The transcript has 13 exons.